Salvia miltiorrhiza (redroot sage) is the source of this 1179-nucleotide messenger RNA. RefSeq lists its product as uncharacterized. The transcript has 2 exons. The coding region runs from base 1 to 1179 and encodes 392 amino acids. The record is from RefSeq and is a predicted model, not a curated record. Lineage: Eukaryota; Viridiplantae; Streptophyta; Magnoliopsida; Lamiales; Lamiaceae.
AUGAAUUAUGAAGAUAAAAUUAACAUUGCAAUUGAAGAAGACAUAGAUGAAGAACUUGAGGAUGAAAUCGAAACAGAGAUGGAGAUUGAACUUUCUGUUCAUGCCAGGCAACUGAUGGAAGCAGCUAAGGUAGUUAUCACUCUAUUGGGGAAUAUGAUGACGCAUCAUCCGACUGCUGACAACGCUCUGAUGCGACGACCAAAGACUAGGGAAGGAUUCCAUUUUAUUACGAGAAUGAUGGAUGGAGAUCCGAGCCAGUUUCGACAGUUGUAUAGAAUGUAUCCUGACGUCUUCAUCAAAUUAUGCCAGAUCAUUAGGGAGAAAGCUCAUGUGGAUGAUACACGAUAUACAACUGUUGAAGAAAUGUUGGCAACAUUCCUCAUCAUUGUAGGGCACAACGAUCGUUAUUGUAACGUUCGUAAUAGGUUUGGUCGUUCGCAUUUUGCUACUAGUCAGAACUUCAACAAAAUAUUGAGAGCAUUGAACACCAUAGCACCGGACAUGAUGGUUAAGCCGACUGGCGCAAUACCCGCUAAAAUUCGGGAAAGUACCAGAUUUUAUCCUUACUUCAAGUUCAUCUAUGUGCUUAGUGGAUGGGAAGGCUCAGCCCAUGAUUCCAAAAUUUUAAGUGAUGCGUUGUCUAGAACAAAUGGACUCCACGUGCCUCAAGGUAAAUAUUUUCUAGUACAUUGUGGAUUUGCUAAUCGUCGUCAGUUUUUGGCUCCGUUACGUGGCGUUCGAUAUCAUCUCAAAGAUUUCGGUGGUGACGGUCGUAAUCCAAGAAAUGCAGAUGAGUUGUUCAAUCUUCGACACGCAUCAUUGCGAAACGUGAUUGAACGCAUUUUUGGAAUCUUCAAAUCACGUUUCACAAUUUUCAAAACAGCUCCUCCGUUCCCUUUUCAGACACAAGCAGAGUUAGUUUUGGCUUGUGCUGGAUUGCAUAACUUUCUCCGAAAGGAGUGUCGUUCUGAUGAAUUUCCAGUCGAAGUUGAAGAAGGAAAUGUUGCAGCAGAUGUUGAAAACGAUGCGGACAUUUUGGAUUAUCUUUCUCAAAGCCAGCUAUCUCAGAGGAAUGAAGCUAAUGCAUGGAGAACAAGUAUUGCUAAUGCUAUGUGGGAAAAUAGACAAAUAACUGAAACCGAUCAAGACACACAGGCGGAGACCGAAGAUAAUAGUUAG